Messenger RNA from Radiomyces spectabilis, 1512 nucleotides. RefSeq names its product Poly(A) polymerase central domain-containing protein. Gene Ontology annotation, molecular function: RNA binding; poly(A) RNA polymerase activity. Gene Ontology annotation, cellular component: nucleus. The transcript has 8 exons. Lineage: Eukaryota; Fungi; Mucoromycota; Mucoromycetes; Mucorales; Radiomycetaceae. The record is from RefSeq and is a predicted model, not a curated record. The coding region runs from base 1 to 1512 and encodes 503 amino acids.
AUGGCAGCUUCCAAAAUCCAGUUUGGUGUCUCCCCUCCACUUUCUACGGCACAGCCAUCUGCCGGGGAACUUCGUCGUUUGGAAGAAUUGGAAGAAACUCUCAGAAAAUACAACUUGUAUGAAAGUCAAGAAUUGUCAUCACUAAGAGAGAAGGUACUUUCAGAACUUGAGCAGAUGACCAAAGCAUUUGUCUACACUGUCAGCAUUCGUAAAGGUUUAUCUCCAGAACUUGCCCAAAAAGCGGGUGGAAAAGUUCUCACCUUUGGAAGUUAUCGACUUGGCGUACAUGCUGCAGAUGCUGAUAUUGAUACCCUUUGUGUAUUUCCUCAACACGUGACUCGCGAUGAUUUUUUCAACGACAUGUAUUCCAUGCUGCAUGCUCGCUCCGAAGUCACUGAUCUCACGGCUGUGACCGAAUCCUUUGUGCCUGUGAUAAAAUUUAAAUUUUUUGGCAUCGCCAUCGACUUUUUGUGCGCGCGCAUGUAUCUAAGCGCUAUUCCCGACCAUCUUGAUGUCAGUGAUGUAUAUCUGUUGACGUACCUUGAUGAACGAUGUAUUCGUAGUUUGAACGGAACACGUGUGGCCGAUGAAAUUCUGUCGCUUGUACCCAAUGUGGUCACCUUUCGAACCGCCUUGCGAUGUAUCAAGUUAUGGGCAACAAGACGAGGCGUUUAUUCCAAUGCGCUGGGUUUCCUUGGUGGCGUCGCAUGGGCCUUGCUGGUAGCACGAAUAUGCCAGUUAUAUCCAAAUUCAUGUGCAAGUACCAUUGUUAGCAAAUUCUUUCGUGUUUUCCUGGAAUGGAACUGGAAACAACCUGUCGUCCUCAAAGAAAUCGAAACAUUGCCCUACCUCAACCUGUCUGUCAAACCGUGGAGUCUCAAGAAAAAUGCUCACCGUAUGCCCAUCAUCACACCAGCGUACCCAAGCAUGUGUGCCACCCACAAUGUGACGGACUCGACCCUGAAAAUAGUCCUUGGAGAGUUUAAAAAGGCGGACGGCAUCAUGAACCAGAUCAUGUUUGGCAAGCUACCGUGGAACGCUUUAUUUGACAGCGAGAUUUAUUUUUCAAAGUAUCAACAUUACAUACAGAUUGUGGCCGCCACAGACGAUGCUGAAUUCCAACUGCAAUGGCAAGGUCUUAUUGAAGCACGAUUAAGACGACUGAUGCAGUAUCUCGAAAAUAUCCGCGGUGUAGCGCUGGUUCAUCCGCUUGUGACCAGUUUUGAUUAUGAAGGAACUUGCAUUAAUGAACAGGAAAUCCUUGAUUUAGCUUCUGGGAAACUGACCGAUCAACCUGUCAGAAAAAGAGGCCGUCAUAUUUUCUGUCGUUCCUUUUACCUCGGUCUCUAUCUCAAAACCGGAUCAGUGAAAACAUCGGUGGAUGUGGGUUGGCCAGUGAAUACAUUUCAGCAAGAAUUACGAAACGAUCCAUUGUUUGACGAGCACCGGAUGGGAAUUUAUGUGCGGCACAUGGAAAGGUCAGUCUUGAAUUUGAAGAUGAGAAGCAGCUAG